AUGGAAUUAACGGUUGAUCCGUUGGGCAGAACGCCUCUCGGUAACUAUGAAUUGGCAAUUCGGUGUCUGGGGGCAGUUAUUUUCUACCUCAAGUACUGUCUGGCCGAUACUGAAAUCCUCUCCCUCGGACUUAUAAAGGAGUACCAGCCACCGGACGCAGUAUCUUCAACACCGGGUCUCUCGGACCAACCCUUCUACGAGCGCCAAGUUAACAUGGUUCUGGACAGCGUGACUCUAGAAAAUUUGGAGAUUCUCUCCACCGGAAUAAAGGGUUCAAUAAAGGGCAGCCUACUCGAACGUCUCGAUUCAUGCUGUACGCCUUUUGGUCGAAGGCUGCUGCGUUCCUGGGUGGUCAAUCCACCAUGCCACCCGGCCACCAUUACCAGACGUCAGGAUGCUAUAGAAGAGCUGAUGCUAUUGGCGCCCCAACUUCAGGGCGUUCGUGAUGGCCUUCGGCGUCUGCCUGACCUUGAGCGCCUUUUAACCAAGUAA
Dibothriocephalus latus is the source of this 492-nucleotide messenger RNA. The record is from the annotation of a GenBank genome assembly. NCBI's taxonomy places the organism in Eukaryota, Metazoa, Platyhelminthes, Cestoda, Diphyllobothriidea, Diphyllobothriidae.